GCCUAUAUUUGGACGAAUAAUAAUCGUCGAUCAUUGUUUCUAAUAAAAUUGAUCUUGGGGUAUUAGAGAGAAUUAAGACCUAGAUUUUGAUCUUUAAGGGUUAGAGUAUAGUAUCAUAUCCGAAAGAUCAAUCAAUUCAAGGUCUGGAUAGUGUUUUCGUGCUCAAGGUAUGCGGUAUCACGGAUUUCACCCUACAUACCAUAGAACUCACCGGGCUAAAUUACACGUUUGGUCACUCAUUUUAUACAAAUAUUUCAUGUUUGCCACCCAAAUUACUUUUCUUUCUAAUUCAGCACUAACUUUAUGAAUCGUUUCACCGUUAGUCACCGACCGGUAGACUCCGUUAAAUUUGUCCUAUGUGGUAGUCAACUGUAAAGUUUGACCGUUAACUAGAUGACGUGGAAAUGAAAAAGAAAAAUAUUUUUCCACCUCAACGUUCCACCUACUUUGUCUAAAUGAUUUAUCAUAUUAAUUAUUUAAUAAAAAUUAAUUAAAUUUAAAAAAUUAAUUAUCCAAUUUCACCAUUGGGUAAUUAAUUCGCGAGUAUUGGUUGGAAAUAAUCGCCUGCGAUUUCGAGACGUUUGCUGACACGCGACAGUUCUCACUUCUGAGCAAUGCUCUUAAUCCUGCCGCCACCAACUGGAGACUCAUCUCUACGGAUAAUUUCUUUAAGCGCUCCUGGAGCUGAUAUGAAUACAAACCAAGAGCAAACCUUCUGGACGAUCUGCGAGAGAAAUGGCUUGAAGGAUGAGGCUGUGGAGCUUGACAAGCGAGAGAAAAGCGCUCUACUGUUCGAGAAGCCGUUGGAGAUGCUUAUGCUUGCUGCAGAGAAAAAAACAUUCUGAUGGAUCCCAACCUUGAUUGGAUAAAGAGAGAGUCACAAGAAAAGGCCUUUUUCAGAUAUUUACCCACUUAUAUAAUGAAUUGUUCUUGUAUUAUGUCAAGUAACUAUAGCCAGGUUGAAUAAUUUAGAAUCUGGUGGAAACUAGGUCUCCAUCGCCUUUUUAAUUUCUCUUCGGACAAUAAUCAGGAAGAUUGUAGUAGUCCACGGAGACUAGGAGCCGAGGCCUGCGAGCAAUAGUGGUAGCGCGGGCGGCGGAGGGGGUAAACUGGUGAUGGUGGACAGGGAGACGGAGAUGGAGACGCUACUGCAGGCAUUUCUGGGUUCGAGUGGCGAAGGGAGCAUCGUAUAGAAGGCGGUGACGCAGACGAGAUGGCGUUCGUCGUGAGAAGGAUCGGGGAGAUUAGCGGUGGAGCGGUUGGGAAGGGAAUGAAGGAAUUUGAAGGGUAAGUGAACCAACAACUUCAACUCGCUUCUCCUCACCGAUAACUAAUUUUUGUAAUUUAUUAAUUUUUAUUAAAUAAUUAAUAUGAUAAAUCACAUAGACUUAUUCAAUGAUGAGGUGGAAAAUAAAUAUACUUUUUAAAAUUUU
This is a messenger RNA of Linum trigynum, 1433 nucleotides long. NCBI's taxonomy places the organism in Eukaryota, Viridiplantae, Streptophyta, Magnoliopsida, Malpighiales, Linaceae. The record is from the annotation of a GenBank genome assembly.